UUGGAUAUUGGAACUACAAGCCCCAUUAGGCCGUGCGCGGCCACUCCCUCCCCACCGGAAGGAGAACCGCCGAGGCGGAGGGAGGAGCCACAAAAGGGAUUGUGGGAGAAAGGCUUCUUCCUUUCCUCUGACGGCGGCCAUCAGGUGAGCCAAGAUGGGCGCGUACAAGUACAUCCAGGAGCUGUGGCGGAAGAAGCAGUCGGACGUGAUGCGCUUCCUGCUGAGGGUCCGCUGCUGGCAGUACCGCCAGCUGUCCGCGCUGCACCGGGCUCCCCGUCCCACCCGGCCCGACAAAGCGCGGAGGCUGGGUUACAAGGCCAAGCAAGGUUACGUCAUAUACAGGAUUCGCGUCCGCCGUGGUGGCCGAAAACGCCCGGUGCCCAAGGGUGCGACCUACGGCAAGCCUGUCCAUCAUGGUGUGAACCAGCUAAAGUUCGCCCGAAGCCUUCAGUCUGUUGCUGAGGAGAGAGCUGGACGCCACUGUGGGGCUCUGAGAGUCCUGAAUUCUUACUGGGUUGGCGAAGAUUCCACAUACAAAUUUUUUGAGGUUAUCCUCAUCGAUCCAUUCCAUAAAGCUAUCAGAAGAAACCCUGACACCCAAUGGAUCACCAAACCGGUCCACAAGCAUAGAGAGAUGCGUGGGCUGACAUCUGCAGGCCGCAAGAGCCGUGGCCUUGGAAAGGGCCACAAGUUCCACCACACUAUUGGUGGCUCUCGCCGUGCAGCCUGGAGAAGGCGCAACACUCUGCAGCUCCACCGUUACCGCUAAUAUACGUAAUGUUUGUACAAUUCAUACCCAAUAAACAAUUUAGGACCGUC
This is a messenger RNA of Microtus oregoni (creeping vole), 819 nucleotides long. It is a transcript of the gene Rpl15, whose product is annotated as ribosomal protein L15. Gene Ontology annotation, biological process: cytoplasmic translation. The transcript has 4 exons. Gene Ontology annotation, cellular component: ribosome; cytosolic large ribosomal subunit. The record is from RefSeq and is a predicted model, not a curated record. Gene Ontology annotation, molecular function: structural constituent of ribosome; RNA binding. Lineage: Eukaryota; Metazoa; Chordata; Mammalia; Rodentia; Cricetidae. Bases 155 to 769 code for a protein of 204 amino acids.